Messenger RNA from Chondrus crispus (carragheen), 3411 nucleotides. RefSeq lists its product as hypothetical. Gene Ontology annotation, biological process: DNA integration. Gene Ontology annotation, molecular function: nucleic acid binding. Lineage: Eukaryota; Rhodophyta; Florideophyceae; Gigartinales; Gigartinaceae. The transcript has 8 exons. The coding region runs from base 1 to 3411 and encodes 1136 amino acids. The record is from RefSeq and is a predicted model, not a curated record.
AUGGAUGACCAAAGCUCUGGAUCGGUCAGAAUCGAGAAGCUGACCGCAUCUAACUUUUACAUCUGGAAGCAGAAAAUCGAGCUACUGCUUGCUCUCCGAGAUGUCGAUCAAUACGUUUUAGAUGAUAUCCCGGAGAAUGCGACGUCAGAUGACCGGAGAAAAUGGAUCCGUGGUGACGCAAAAGCAAAGGCAGUCAUCGGACUCACGCUUUCUGAUGACUACUUGCACCAUGUGCGAGAGUGUAGCAGUGCGAAAGAGACAUGGGAAGCAAUUCUGAAUGUGUUUGAGCGUCAUACUUUGCUCAACAAACUUGCCGCGCGUCGCGACUUUCACACGGUAUCCAUGCUCCCAUCCGAGAAAGUGCUCGUGUUCAUCAAUCGUGUGAAGCAACUUGCUGCCAGAUUGCAGUCAAUGAGUGUUGAGAUUGACGAUAAAGAAAUUGCAAUGGCUGUGUUGAAUGGCUUGCCUCCACGAUUCGAUAACCUGAUUGUUGCUCUUGACGCACUUGGCAAUGAAGAUAAAGUGUUUGGACUCGAGUUUGUGAAGAGUCGUCUGCUGCAAGAAGAACAACGAGAAAGCAUGAAGACCGCUUCUGCUUCAUCACCACAUGCACCUGCACUUAGUAACUUUACUUGCUUGCUUUCGACUUCCACUCCAGAAAAGAGGGCUGCAAACGCAAGGUCAUGGCUUGUCGAUUCCGGUUGCAGCGCUCACAUUACGUUUGAUCGCUCUUUGUUCGUUACGUAUGAACAGAUGCAAUCUGGAUCAGUCGAGAUGGGCACGAAGGCUAGAGCUAAUGUCGCUGGUCGCGGCGAGGUAGAAUUCAUGUUGAACGUCAACGGUAGUCCACAUCCUUGCAAAUUGUCAAACAAAUACCGCGUUACUACAGGACCAACUGUAGUUGCCACAGCGAGUCAAGUUGGGGAUUUGUACAUACUUGACGUCAUGAAUGAAACCUUUUCUUCUCACGUAGUUACCAUGCAGACGCUACAUGAACGCAUGGCCCAUGUUAAUGUACAAGGAAUCGCAUCAAUGAUUCACAAUAAUGUGGUAAGUGGCAUCAACUCUGACAAUCACUCUCCCAUUUGUCCUGCGUGUGUGUUUGGCAAAGCAACGCGAUCAGUAAUCCCAAAACAGCGAUCAUCGUCUCGAGCACAGAACUGUCUUGACUUGGUACAUUCUGACGUUUGCGGUCCGCUCGAAGUACAGUCCAUUGGUGGUUCGAGAUGCUUCAUUACAUUUGUAGAUGAUCACUCCAACUGGUUGGCUCAAACUCACACUGGUCGCAAAGUAAAGGUGCUUCGCACUGAUCGAGGGGGAGAGUACUUGUCGACGGAAUUCAAGUCGCAUCUAGAUUUAAACGGUACGCAGCACCAACUCACAACGGCGUACAUCCCUGAACAAAACGGUGUUGCUGAACGUUUAAAUCGAACUUUGAUUGAUCUCGUCCACUCAAUGCUUUCUCAUAAACAGGUCAGUAAGCGAUUCUGGGCCGAGGCUCUUGCCACUUCGGUAUAUGUACGUAAUCGAGUUACUUCACGCACUUUGCCCGUUAAUACAACUCCGCACCACAUUUGGAUGAAUUCCACUCCAAAUGUUGGCCAUUUGCGAGUAUUUGGGUCAAAGUGUUGGUAUACAUUACCAAAAUUAGAGCUCCGUAAGCUGGACUUGCGAGCGCGUGAAGCGAUGUUUCUUGGGUACUCGCAAUGCAGUAAGGCAUACAAACUUUGGGACGGAGAGUUGAAUAAAAUUGUUGUGUCACGGGAUGUCAAGUUUGAUGAAUCGACAUGUGCCGAUACCCCAAAUACGAAUGAGGUCGGUUCUGAAGAGGAUGAAGUUUCGGAGGAGGUUCUUGAAAACGAUGGCGCUCAUUCUGUAAGUGAGAAUGAUGAAGAUGAAGAUGAUGUACCAACUGCCGUCGAAAAUCCGAAUGUCACCCCUCCAACUCCGACUCCAGCUGUGCGAAGAUCGUCUCGAGUCAGCAGACCUCCCGGAUCAUGGUGGAGGAGCAACUUUGCAGCUGCUCUUCUUUCACAUGCGCAUGUCGCUAUUGAAGGUCGCAACACUUUCAAACAGGCAACCAACGGUCCUAGAGCUGCAUUUUGGCAGACCGGCAUUGACAAAGAACUGGCCUCGCAGACCAAGAAUCGGACUUGGAAACUUGUUCCUCCAUCUGAGGUGUCAAACAUCUUGACAUCUCGAUGGGUUUUCAAUGUCAAGCAACUGCCUGAUGCAAAUGGCAAUAUAGUUGAAAGUGCAAAAGCCAGACUUGUUGCUCGUGGAUUCCAGCAAGUGCAAGGUCUUGACUAUACUGAGACAUAUGCCCCUGUCAUAAAGUUUACCACUAUUCGUCUACUUCUUGCUUUAGUUGCUCAUUAUGAUCUCGAACUUCAUCAGAUGGAUGUCGUCACUGCGUUUUUGAACGGCGACUUGGAUGAAGACAUCUACAUGGAGCAACCCGAAGGGUGCAUUGACAAAAGCAAAAGUGAUCACGUGUGCAAACUUUUGAAAGCACUUUACGAUCUUAAACAAGCACAUCGUCAAUGGCAUGCCAAAGUGAAUGAUUUCUUAAUUGGUGAAUUGGGAUUCGAGACUUCGCGUAGUGAUCCUUGUCUCUUUAUUAAACGCAUCGGUAACACUAUCAUGCUGAUUGCACUUUAUGUCGAUGACUUGUUACUCGCCGGUAGUGAUAUCGAUGCUAUCAAAUGGAUGAAGGGGGAGCUUAAUAAACGGUUUGAGAUGAAAGACCUUGGUAAAGCAAAAGUCUGCAUUGGUCACACAACCACGAUUUCAACCGAAAACGACUCCGAAACAAAUGUACCGUAUCGCGAGGCAGUGGGAUCCCUGAUGUACUUGAUGGUUGGCACUCGUCCAGACUUGGCAUAUGCGAUUGGAAAGCUUUCUCAACAUUCUGCCAACCCAUGUGAGUCACACUGGGCAGGUGUGAAACGGGUAAUGCGAUACGUGCAAGGGACUCGAAACUUAGGAAUCGUGUUUGACAAUAAAUCUAAAUCGCCAGAGUUUUCCCGGAAACAGACUGUGGUUGCAACUUCGACGUGUGAAGCUGCGUACAUUGCACUAUGUGAAGCGUGUAAGGAGGCGACUUGGUUGCGUCAAGUGGUUGCUGAUGUUCUUGGACUUGAUUCUGAUCCCACCAUUAUGAUGGGGUGUGACAAUGCAGGGACUAUUUCGUAUGCAGAGAAUGAAUCGGUCAACCGUCGUAACAAACAUGUUGAUGUGAAAUACCACUAUGUACGAGAUGCAAUUAAGAGAAACGUCAUUUCUUUGUCGCAUUGCCCGACCACUUCCAUGCCUGCAGAUAUCCUGACGAAAGCACUUGGGCGAGUUCUGUUCCAGAAGUUUGUAGAACUUCUAGGGCUUGCAGUAGCUACUUCUGAUAAAAGCAUGUGA